AUGGCGUCGGCAGAUUCCAUUCUGGAAACCAAACGCGCGGGUUUCGUGGGUUUGGGUCGACUCGGUCUGUGCACGGCGCUCACGUUCGAGCGCGCGGGCUGGGACAUCGUCGGUGCGGACGUGUUUCCAGCGUACGUCGAGAGCAUCAACGACAAGAGCCUGAAAUCAUCUGAGCCCGGCGUGGAGGAAGCUCUUCGAUCGUGUGAACGACUACGCGCGACGCUCAGUUUGAAAGAAGUCUUGGAUCACGCGGAUGUCAUAUUCAUUCUCGUCGCCACGCCGACUGGUGUCGGUGACAACGCGUACGACACGACGACGCUCAGCCGAGUUUUGUGGGACAUCUCCAAGUUAAAACCGAGGAACAAACACAUCGUCGUCUGCUGUACCGUUCUACCGGGUUACAUCGCGUCGACCGGUUCGUAUUUGCUUGAAGAUUGCGACGGGUGUACGCUGAGCUAUAACCCAGAGUUCAUCGCGCAGGGCGCCAUCAUGCGCGGGUUAGCGGAACCCGACGUCGUGCUCAUCGGCGAAGGAAACACUGAGAUCGGAGACGUUUUACAACGUUUAUACGAAACCACGACCUCGAACACGCCCCAAAUUUGUCGCAUGUCUCCACAAAGCGCCGAGAUUAUGAAGCUGAGCGUCAACUGUUUCGUAACCACAAAGAUUAGUUUUGCCAACAUGGUCGGCGACAUUGCCGACGCGACGCCGGGAGCGCGAAAGGAUGACAUUUUACGCGCCGUCGGAAGUGAUUCUCGCGUCGGACACAAGUGUAUACUUCCGGGUUAUGGGUUUGGAGGACCGUGUUUUCCCAGAGAUAACCGAGCGCUCGGCACGUACGCUCGAUUGGUCGGCAUCGAGCCGACGCUGUGCGACGCGACGGACAGAUACAACCGUCUACACGCCGAAAUCAUGGCGAAAACACUGCUCGAUCAAAAUCUAGAUCGAUACGUCAUAUCGGACGUCGCGUAUAAACCGGAUUGCCCGGUUGACAUUAUCGAAGAGUCCCAACCAAUCGAAGUGGCGAAGCGUCUGGUUCGCGCUGGCAAGCGCGUCACGAUUCGCGACAGAGCCACCAUCAUUCAACUGGUGAAACGCACGUACGGACGAAUGUUUGAGUACGAGAUUGCAAACGGUGAGUCCCGAGGUGACGACUCAAGCACGAGCGCGGCGAUGGGGAAUCCCCUCUCGAGCUAUUCGGCGUGA
This is a messenger RNA of Ostreococcus tauri, 1206 nucleotides long. Its product is annotated as Nucleotide sugar dehydrogenase. Gene Ontology annotation, molecular function: NAD binding; oxidoreductase activity, acting on the CH-CH group of donors, NAD or NADP as acceptor; oxidoreductase activity, acting on the CH-OH group of donors, NAD or NADP as acceptor. Gene Ontology annotation, biological process: polysaccharide biosynthetic process. The transcript has a single exon. The coding region runs from base 1 to 1206 and encodes 401 amino acids. NCBI's taxonomy places the organism in Eukaryota, Viridiplantae, Chlorophyta, Mamiellophyceae, Mamiellales, Bathycoccaceae. The record is from RefSeq and is a predicted model, not a curated record.